Amorphotheca resinae ATCC 22711 is the source of this 1630-nucleotide messenger RNA. RefSeq lists its product as hypothetical. The transcript is spliced from 5 exons. Bases 48 to 1451 code for a protein of 467 amino acids. Gene Ontology annotation, biological process: tRNA splicing, via endonucleolytic cleavage and ligation. The record is from RefSeq and is a predicted model, not a curated record. Gene Ontology annotation, cellular component: mRNA cleavage factor complex; nucleus. NCBI's taxonomy places the organism in Eukaryota, Fungi, Ascomycota, Leotiomycetes, Helotiales, Amorphothecaceae. Gene Ontology annotation, molecular function: polynucleotide 5'-hydroxyl-kinase activity.
AGAACAAACAAACAAAUGACAUUGAUUCUUCGCGCCCUCCCACAAUAAUGGCUCAGCUCUCAGGCGUGGCAAUACCAGGGCUGGGGCAAGCUGCGCCCACAGCUGCAUCCUCAGCGCCAGCUGUAGCAGCAUCCGUUGCGGUCCACGAGCUGCAAGCCAAUUCAGAAUGGCGAUUCGAGGUUGCGAUUGGUCGAAGCAUUGAGGUCAAGGUCUUAUCAGGCACCGCCGAACUCUUUGGAACAGAACUUGCGCUGAAUCAUACCUAUACGUUCCGUGGCACCAAGGCAGCGAUAUUUACCUGGCAUGGAUGCCGUAUCGAAGUUACCGGGGCGUGCGAAGAAUACACAGCGGAAGAGACGCCGAUGGUCUUAUAUGUGAAUACACAUUUUGCAUUAGAGAAGCUACGAGACGACGCAAGCAAAGGCAAGGGAGAAAGCCCGCGGGUCUUGGUGGUAGGGCCAACCAAUGCCGGAAAGACGAGCCUUGUAAAGCUGUUGACGGCCUAUGCGAUACGAAUGGGACGGCAACCUAUGGUGAUAAACACAGACUCGAGGGAGGGCCUGCUCUCGAUCCCAGGGAGCUUGACGGCAACACCUUUUGCCUCGAUCAUCGAUGUGGAGCAAGGAUGGGGAAGCAGCCCAACGAGUGGCCCCAGUCCUGUACCAGUGAAGCUCCCACUGUGUUAUUACUAUGGGUUACCUAGCCCAGAAGACAACACGAGACUGUUCAAACCCGUCUUGACCAGGAUGGCAUUGGCAGCAACGAGCAGACUCUCUGAUGAUCAGGCUAUCAAAGACUCCGGGAUGAUCAUUGACACUCCAGGAGUCGUCAGUCAAGGAAAGGGAGGUUAUGAUCUAAUAUCACAUAUUGUAUCCGAGUUCUCAGUCAAUAUUAUCUUGGUAUUAGGUUCAGAAAGACUACACAGCGAUAUGCUUCGCCGCUUCUCGGGCUAUAGAACAACAACAGGAGAGACCAUAACUCUAGUGAAGCUCGACAAGUCGGGCGGCUGUGUAGACAGGGAUGACGAGUUCAUGCGGCAAACGCGAGAAGCUGCUAUAAGGGAAUAUUUCUUUGGUGAUCCCAAAAGAACGCUCAGCCCUCAUACCCAGCAAGUUAACUUUGAUGAUGCCACAAUAUACAAGAUCCGAGAGGCAAAUCCAAUGCUGGCGUCGUUUCUUCCGGGUGGCGAGGAGGAUACAGAACUAGAACUAUAUGAGAAAGUUGAGCCCUCGUCCAUGAUUCUUAAUUGUAUACUAGCCGUGAUGUACGCCGCUCUUAAUGACUCACAAGAGACAAUCCGAGAUGCAACGGUUAUGGGAUUUGUGUAUGUUGCAGAAGUUGAUGAGAAGAAAAGGCGCAUGAAGAUUUUGGCCCCUUUGAAUACGAGGAUCACAGAUAGACCGAUGAUCUGGGGUAGUUGGCCAGAAGCCACAAUGAGUUUAAUAGGCUAGCAAUCAAAUCCAUGGGAUAACAAACAGCAGAGUACAAUUUCAUUGCGUAGAGUUUGUUUAUGCAAUCAGAAUGAGGAACAUAAUGCAAAACGCCAGGCCAUUGUCCAGUCAAUCGUAUCACGCACGCCAAUAAUCCAGUAAUCCACUCAGGCUAUUCGACACGCCAAAUUCUUCCACGC